AUGAAGCCAGCCCCGUUCCUCCAGUUCCUGCGCCCGUACAUCUGGAAGCCUCUGGGCAGGCCGAACCCGGCCUACCUGCGCUUCUUCCACCUCGCCCGGCAGCAGGAACUGGAGCAGGCCAAUGCGCUCAAGUACCCACGCCUGAGGCAUCGCGAUCAUGCGCCGCCCAUGCGCAUCCCGGAUUUCCGGGAGAAGUUUGCUGACAUCCAAGAGGGCGUUGUGGCUGAAGAGGAGGUCACGCUCCAUGGCCGCGUUCAGUCGGUGCGCAGGGCUGGAUCGAAGCUUAUUUUCUUUGACUUGAGUGGCGAGUUUGAGCGCGUUCAGGGAAUUUGUAACCUGAAUAAGCUGAUGGAUGGCUCGACGGUGGAGGAUAUCAAGCAGCUGGCGAAGUUGCUUAGUAGGGGUGACAUAAUCUCCGUUACAGGAAAGGCUACCCGCACGCCAGCCGGCGAGCUUACUAUCCAGGCCAGCUAUCUGCCUCAGAUCCUGACCCCAAGCAUCAUCCCUCUGCCCACUAAGCUGGUAGACGAGGAGGUGCGGAUGACCAACAGGCAUCUGGACAUGCUGGUCAAUCGCAAGACCACCGACGUCUUGCGCCUGCGCUCCUACAUCAUCAAGUACCUCCGGGACUUCUUCCACGAGCGCAACUUUCUCGAGUUCCAGACUCCCAUCCUGGCCGCGACCUCAGGUGGCGCCAGCGCCCGCCCCUUCACUGUCACGGCCAACUCCGUCUCGCGUGACGUCUCUCUCCGGAUCGCCCCUGAGCUCUGGCUCAAACGCCUCGUCGUAGGCGGCAUAGAACGCGUUUUCGAGCUCGGCCCAGCCUUCCGCAACGAGGGCAUCGACCAAACCCACAAUCCCGAAUUCACCAUCUGCGAGUUCUACCACGCCUACGCGACCCUUCCCGACCUAAUCUCCCUCACCGAAUCUCUUAUCCGCGGUGCAGCCGAGCACUGCCAAUCUCUCAUCUCCACCAAACUCACUUCUCUUCCCGACAUCGACCUGACUGCCUUCCAGCAACCCUUCGCCCAAGCCGAGUUCAUCCCAACCCUCGAACAAGCCCUCGGUUUCACCCUCCCGAACCUAACCUCCGAAACCGCCCUCCAAGACCUCCUUUCCCUCCUCCAAUCCCACAACAUCACCCUCCCCGAAACAACCAACACCUCCACCCUCGCCGAGCUCCUAGACGCCCUCGCAGCGCGGUACAUCGAGCCCCUCUCCGCCACAUCGCCGCUCUUCAUCACCCACCAACCCGUCUGCAUGUCCCCGCUCGCCAAGUCCUUCGUUUGUCCUAAGACAGGCCAAACCGUUUCCGCGCGCGCAGAGCUUUUCAUGCAUGGCAGGGAAUUAGCCAACAUGUAUGAGGAGGAGAACGACCCCUUCGAGCAAAAGAGGAAGUUCAUUCUGCAGGCGAAGGAACAGCUGGCGGAGAAACUGGCCGAGGAGCAAGCGAAGAACCAGCUGGUUGAACCCAGGCAGCUUGUUGUGGAGGGGACCACGGACGUGAAGGAUGAGGAUGUGGUUAUUGACGAGAGCUAUGUGCAUGCGUUGGCGUCGGGGUUGCCGCCUACGGGCGGAUGGGGAUGCGGUGUGGAGAGGUUGGUGAUGUUGUUUGCUGGGACGAGGAGGAUUAGUGACUGUUUGAGUUUUGGGAAUUUGCGGAAUGUGGUUGGGUUGGGUCCUACGGCGAAGGCGGGUGUGCCGGUAAAGGAGGAGGGGGAGGAGGGAACGGCCGAGGAGGAGGGUGAGGAAAGCAAGGAGCGAGAGGAAUGA
Thermochaetoides thermophila DSM 1495 is the source of this 1773-nucleotide messenger RNA. Its product is annotated as lysyl-tRNA synthetase-like protein. The coding region runs from base 1 to 1773 and encodes 590 amino acids. NCBI's taxonomy places the organism in Eukaryota, Fungi, Ascomycota, Sordariomycetes, Sordariales, Chaetomiaceae. Gene Ontology annotation, biological process: mitochondrial lysyl-tRNA aminoacylation. Gene Ontology annotation, cellular component: cytoplasm; mitochondrion. The record is from RefSeq and is a predicted model, not a curated record. The transcript has 2 exons. Gene Ontology annotation, molecular function: tRNA binding; lysine-tRNA ligase activity; ATP binding.